Molecule: messenger RNA, 1337 nt
Organism: Oryctolagus cuniculus (rabbit)
Lineage: Eukaryota; Metazoa; Chordata; Mammalia; Lagomorpha; Leporidae
Source: RefSeq, a predicted model, not a curated record
GAACGCUGUGCAGGUCUAGAAUGUUCCGUCAUUCUGACUGCUGCCGGGUCUGGAACAUCCAUCCCGGUGGAGGGAGCCACACCGGUGGCCGCCUGCUUUCUGUGUCUGGAGGGGCGGCGGGGGCGCAUGCCAGGUUCCUCAUCGUCCUGGUCUGCCUCAUCUUCAGUGUGCUGUCCACCAUCGAGCAGUAUGCCACGCUGGCCACGGGCACCCUCUUCUGGAUGGAGAUCGUCCUGGUGGUGUUCUUCGGGACCGAGUACGUGGUCCGGCUCUGGUCUGCCGGCUGCCGCAGCAAGUAUGUCGGCCUCUGGGGGCGGCUGCGCUUCGCCCGCAAGCCCAUCUCCAUCAUCGACCUCAUCGUGGUCGUGGCCUCCAUGGUGGUGCUGUGCGUGGGCUCCAAAGGGCAGGUGUUUGCCACGUCGGCCAUCAGGGGCAUCCGUUUCCUCCAGAUCCUGCGGAUGCUGCACGUGGACCGCCAGGGAGGCACCUGGAGGCUCCUGGGCUCCGUGGUCUUCAUCCACCGCCAGGAGCUGAUCACCACCCUGUACAUCGGCUUCCUCGGCCUCAUCUUCUCCUCCUACUUCGUGUACCUGGCUGAGAAGGACGCGGUGAACGAGUCGGGCCGCGUGGAGUUCGGCAGCUACGCGGACGCACUGUGGUGGGGGGUGGUCACCGUCACCACCAUCGGCUACGGGGACAAGGUGCCCCAGACGUGGGUUGGGAAGACCAUUGCCUCCUGCUUCUCCGUCUUCGCCAUCUCCUUCUUCGCACUCCCUGCGGGGAUCCUUGGCUCCGGGUUCGCCCUCAAGGUCCAGCAGAAGCAGAGGCAGAAGCACUUCAACAGGCAGAUCCCGGCGGCCGCCUCUCUCAUCCAGACGGCAUGGAGGUGCUACGCCGCCGAGAACCCCGACUCAGCCACGUGGAAGAUCUAUAUCCGGAAGCCCACCCGGGGCCACGCCCUGCUGUCCCCCAGCCCCAAGCCCAAGAAGUCCGCCAUGGUCAAGAAGAAAAAGUUCAAACUUGACAAGGACAACGGUGUGAGUCCUGGCGAGAAGACGCUCCCGGUCCCCCAGAUCACAUGCGAGCCCCCGGAGGAGCGGCGGCCAGACCACUUCCCUGUGGACAGCCACGACGGUUCUGUGAGGAAGAGCCCCGCGCUGCUGGAAGUGAGCACGCCCCAGUUCCUGAGAACCAACAGCUUCGCCGAGGACCUGGAUCUGGAAGGGGAGACGCUGCUGGCCCCCAUCACCCACGUGUCACAGCUGCGGGAGCACCAUCGGGCCACCGUGAAGGUCAUCCGGCGCAUGCAGUACUUUGUGGCCAAGAAGAAAUUCCAG